This is a messenger RNA of Danaus chrysippus (African queen), 762 nucleotides long. The record is from the annotation of a GenBank genome assembly. NCBI's taxonomy places the organism in Eukaryota, Metazoa, Arthropoda, Insecta, Lepidoptera, Nymphalidae.
AUGCCAAUAUUUAGUACUUUAGUUGAGUAUACAGCAAUAGCAUCAGCCCAUAAGAUAACUCAGCUUAAAGUACCUCUGUACGCCGACUCCCGGCGAGCAGCAGAAUUGAGCUGUCACUUUGAAAUGGAUGAUCAGAAGUUGCACUCCGUCAAAUGGUAUAGAGACAUGCAUGAGAUCUUCCGAUACAAUCCUACACAAAAGCCCCCAAUUCGUUUCUACAACGUCACGGGUAUCAUGGUACAGGGAGGUGAAUGUCAAAAUGAUUCGUGUACGGUGAGGGUGAUGCCACCCCCUGUCGCCACAAGAGCCGCGUAUAGUUGCGAAGUGUCAACAGAAGGACCUAAGUUUCAGAUAGCAAGACAAACCAAACAUAUGACGGUUGGAGCAAUGCCGGAUAAGGAUCCAGUUAUAGUGGGAGCGGCUAAAUUAGUGAAGCCGGGAGAGCAAAUACUUCUGAACUGCACUUCUGAUUACUCACUUCCCCCGUCUGACAUCAAUUGGUACAUCGAUAACGAGCUCGCUAGGACAGAACCAUGGCAGAGGACGGAGUUAAGCCCACCUCAGCCUGGUGGACUUCGCGCCUCGUGGCGUAUACUUCGUGUACCGGUGCCAGCCUCAGCUAGCGGUGCUCUACGAGUGCGAUGUGAAGCAGUUCUUUUAGUAGAUCCGCCAGUAGUAAGUUACUGCCAACAAAUUGAAAUAUUGCUUAUAGUUAAAGUUAAAAUAAGCAGGAAUCUAUAUUACUUUGUACAUGACAUUUAA